GAAUGAAAAAAAAUUAAUUAUCGUAUAAGAUUUAAAUUAAAAUUUUUUUUUUAGAAUAUUUCAUUACUAUUAUUAUUGAUAUUAUUUAAUUAAUUAAUAAAAAAAAAAUUAUUUAUUAAAUAUGUUGAAAUUAUUAAUAUAUUUUGUAAUAUUAAUUUUUUUAAAAAUAUCAACAGCAUAUGAAAGCCGUCCAUCACAAUUUUGUAUGAAUGUUAAUCCACAAAAAGGAUUAGAUAUAGAUAAAAUAUUAGGAAAAUGGUAUGGAAAUGAUAUUAUAGAGCAUGCUGGGUUUUCAACAGAUCCUGGUGUUUACUAUUAUGAUACGUGCGCUGAAAUCACAAUUUAUAAUGUUCGAUUUGCAAAUUUUGCAAAUAAAAAAAUUUCAAGUAUAAAUGAUGAAAUUUUAUUAUUGGAAUUAACAUGGGAGGAAAGAGGUUAUUAUGAUUCCGAAACAACAAUUAUUGAAUAUGCAUUACAAUUUAAUCGGGCAACACCAGGAUUUUGGGUAACAGUUGAUAAACAAAAAGGAUUUUCACCAGCUUUAAAAUAUAAUCAAUUUAAUGGAACAAUACAAGUUGUAAAGGCAGUUAAAGAUCAGUUAGUUUUAACAUUUUGUGGAUUAAAAUUGGGAGAAAGCUUUUUUUCAAUAAUUUUAACAAGGAAUUUACAACCAUUACCAUUUGAUGAUUUGGAUAGUACAUAUAAAUUAUUAAGAAGACGUGGUUUAACAACUGAUCAUGUUAGAAGAGUUUGCCAACCAAGAAAUAAUUCAAAUACAACAAAAAGUUCUCUAAUUAUACUAAUAGUUUUAAUUUUUCUUAUAUUUAUUAUAAAUUAGAAAAUUAAUAUUAUUAUUAAUAUUAUGUAAUGUAAUUGAAAACAAGUAAUUCAGUUGAAUUGAUUAUAUUAAAAAUAUUAAUAAAAUGAUUUAUUAAAUAUAAUUUUAUUUACUUAAAGGAA
Molecule: messenger RNA, 960 nt
Organism: Condylostylus longicornis
Lineage: Eukaryota; Metazoa; Arthropoda; Insecta; Diptera; Dolichopodidae
Exons: 5
Coding region: 122-838 (238 amino acids)
Source: RefSeq, a predicted model, not a curated record